Aureobasidium vineae is the source of this 654-nucleotide messenger RNA. NCBI's taxonomy places the organism in Eukaryota, Fungi, Ascomycota, Dothideomycetes, Dothideales, Saccotheciaceae. The record is from the annotation of a GenBank genome assembly.
AUGAAGUUCGCUCUCGCCCUCUGCGCUGCUGCCGCUGUCUCCGUCUCAGCCGUCCCUAUCGCCGAAGCAGGUCUUGGCAGUGGACUCGGUGGUGCCCUCAGCGGCAUUGGAAAUGGUGCUGGAAAUGGCGUCUCUAGUGUCGGCAAUGGAGCAGGCAACGGUGUUUCUGGAAUUGGACAGGGUGCAGGCUCUGGUGUUUCGGGUGUAGGCCAAGGUGCCGGUUCUGGAGUCUCUGGCGUUGGUCAGGGAGCUGGUUCCGGUGUCUCGAAGCGUGGUAUCGGUAGCGGAGCUGGCUCAGGUGUGUCCGGUAUUGGCCAGGGAGCAGGUUCGGGUGUUUCUGGUGUUGGUCAGGGAGCAGGCUCAGGUGUCUCUGGCAUCGGGCAGGGCACCGGCUCAGGCGUCUCUGGAAUCGGCCAAGGCACAGGAAGCGGUGUUGCAGGCAUCGGCGGCGGUCUAGGCGGUGCCCUCAGCAGACGCACCAAGCGCGGCUUGGGCAGCGGUUUUGGAAGCAGCGUCAAUGGUAUCGGGCAAGGCUCAGGAAGCGGCAUCGGUGGUGUUGGACUUGGAGCCGGUAAUGGAGUUUCUGGAGCUGGCCAAGGUGCUGGAAGUGCAGCUGGCAAUGUUGGUGGUGGUCUCGGUGCUGGCAUCGCUUAG